This is a messenger RNA of Tachysurus fulvidraco (yellow catfish), 568 nucleotides long. Its product is annotated as ATP-binding cassette sub-family C member 3-like. Gene Ontology annotation, cellular component: apical plasma membrane. Gene Ontology annotation, biological process: transmembrane transport. Gene Ontology annotation, molecular function: ATPase-coupled transmembrane transporter activity; ATP binding; ATP hydrolysis activity. Bases 224 to 553 code for a protein of 109 amino acids. The transcript has 2 exons. The record is from RefSeq and is a predicted model, not a curated record. Lineage: Eukaryota; Metazoa; Chordata; Actinopteri; Siluriformes; Bagridae.
UUGAACUAAUCCAGGAAUUAGGUUUAGGAGAAGCGGCACUCAAAAUAACACAAUGUGAAAUAAAAUAAAAGCCAAGGACCAGGAGAUUUACUGGAAGUGUCAUGUGCUUACAGAUAAUGAGUCGUUCGAGUUCAUGGGGUCACGGACGCAACCUCACGCAGUCAUUCUAGUUAAAAUAAUAAUGAUGGGAUGUAAAUCUGUGCAGAACUAGACACUGUGUUGCAUGAUUGUUUUACAGAUCGGCAUUGUUGGCCGCACAGGAGCAGGCAAAUCGAUCCUGACCAACUGUCUGUUCCGCAUCAUGGAGGCAGCUGAGGGAAGUAUCUCAAUAGAUGGAAUCAACAUCUCCACCCUGGGCCUCCACUCUCUCAGGAGCCGAUUAACCAUUAUUCCACAGGACCCAGUGCUGUUCGCUGGGACUCUUCGGAUGAAUCUAGACCCUUUUGAAGUGUUCGGUGAUGAGGAGAUCUGGAAAGUGUUAGAAUUGUCUCACCUGAAGGAAUUUGUGGUGACUUUGCCAGCAGGGUUGCAGCUUUUUUGUGCAAGAAAAUAAACAAUAAAUAACAAC